Drosophila hydei is the source of this 2431-nucleotide messenger RNA. RefSeq names its product endoplasmic reticulum metallopeptidase 1-like. The record is from RefSeq and is a predicted model, not a curated record. Lineage: Eukaryota; Metazoa; Arthropoda; Insecta; Diptera; Drosophilidae. Gene Ontology annotation, molecular function: metalloexopeptidase activity. The transcript is spliced from 11 exons. Gene Ontology annotation, biological process: proteolysis. Bases 1 to 2385 code for a protein of 794 amino acids.
AUGGAGGACAAGGAGAAACUGCUGCUUACCGAAUCCAAAAAGGCUGGCGGCCAAGUGUUGAUCGGCAGGAAGUCCACAUCCAAAAUACCUUGGUACUUAGCAACUGGAUUUAUACUGUUCUGGGGACUCCUUUUCUUUGGCGUAGUGAUUCCAUUUUAUAAGCGGUUACCCACGGCUCUAACACUGGAAGACGCAAAUGAAAAUGUCUUCAUUGCCGAACGAGCGUACAAAAAUCUGUAUACCCUAUCGAAUAUUGGUUACAAAUUGACGGGCAGCAAAGAAAAUGAGAUCGAAGCAGUACAAUUUAUUCUCAACGAGCUUGCACAAAUCAAAGAAGCUUCCCUCAAGGACUUUUUUGAUAUGGAAAUAGAUUUAUCACAGGCGUCAGGGUCUUACCCAUAUAAAACUGUGCUUAACGUGUAUCAAGGCGUUCAAAACAUUGCUGUCAAACUAAUUCCUAAGAAUUAUACUACUGAGACGUACCUUCUCGUCAACAGUCACUUUGACUCCAAGCCAUUCACUCCGUCUGCAGGUGAUGCAGGAUUUAUGAUUGUCACGAUGUUAGAAGUUCUGCGUGUGAUUGCAACGACAAAACAAACCUUUCAGCAUCCGAUUGUCUUCUUGUUUAACGGAGCUGAAGAGGGCAUGAUGCAAGCAUCUCACGGAUUUAUUACUCAACACAAAUGGGCUCCAUUGUGCAAAGCUGUUGUUAACCUUGAUGCUGGUGGUAGUGGAGGUAGAGAAAUUCUAUUUCAAAGUGGACCCAAUCAUUCAUGGCUUUUAAAAUACUACAAAAAAUACAUUAAAUAUCCAUUUGCUACGACUUUUGCUGAGGAAAUCUUCCAAUCAGGCAUCAUACCAUCGGAUUCAGACUUUACUCAAUUUAAGAAAUACGGCAAGGUUCCUGGCUUGGACAUGGUUCAACUUAAUAAUGGAUACAUUUACCAUACCAAGUAUGACAUGAUCAAUAUAAUUCCUCGCGAAUCCUUGCAGAAUACGGGGGACAAUGUGCUUAGCAUAGUUCGAGGUCUGGCUAACGCGACAGAAUUGCACGAUACAAAGGCGCACAUGGACGAGACCUCUGUAUUUUUCGAUUUCCUGGGUCUCCGCUUCAUCUAUUACUCAGAGACCACUGGAAUAUGGCUCUAUGUUUGCCCCUCACUAAUUGGCCUUAGUUUACCAAUCACAAUCUACUAUACUUUACAAGGCAACAAGAAGAUCCCAACUGCUUACCAUCUCCAACUGGCGUUACAUGGUCAAAGCAUCAUCCUUGCUCUUCUAGUUAUUUGCCUUACAAUAUUUGGACUGCGUUCAACAUAUAUUCUUUUAAUUCCACUGAUUUUCUACGUGCUAUCCUUGGCCUUUAACUUAUUGACUACUCUGCACGAUCGAGGCUAUGCCUGGACGGGUCUACUUAAAGCCAGCCAGAUAAUUCCUUUCCUUCACAGCAGCUAUAUCAUUUAUGUUUUGAUUGUAUUUGUUACUCCGAUAUCUGCUCGUUCAGGUAGCGCUUCCAAUAGGGACUUGUACAUUGCUGGCUUGGCAGCGGCAGGCACGGUUCUUUCGUUUGGUUUCCUGGUGCCUCUUAUCAAUACCUUCCGACGUCCCAGCCUUGUGGUGCUCUCUCUGUUGGCAAUCACAGCCCUCUCCAUGUACCUAGCCAGUAGCACACAAAUUGGAUUCCCAUUCCGACCAAAGACCAGCGGACAGCGUGUUGCCUAUUUGCAAGUACGCAAUAUGUUCUAUGAGUAUGAUGGAACUCUCAGCAAGGACGAGUCUGGAUACUUGUUUAAUUUCCAAGAUCGACGCGAAGAGACAACGUUCUUAGAUGCGAAAGUCAAUCUGACGGGGCUGGUCAGCAUUAAGUCGAAGUGCGACAAGUAUAUGAUGUGUGGCAUGCCUUUGUAUGACUAUCGCUAUGUUCAGAAUCGACUUCAGAGCAAGUGGCUGCCCCGUUCAAAGUCAAUCGAGCCACCAGCAGCAACAAAAUUGGAGUUGAUAAGCAAAACCACUCUGAGUGCUACGACUGUUCGUUUUGAGUUCAACUUGACAGGACCUUCCCAUAUGAGUUUGUUUAUCCAAGCCUACGAAGACGUUGAGUUAAGCAACUGGUCGUUCCUACGUAGAUAUCUGGACGAUCCACCAGCAUAUCCACUAUCAUAUCAUAUAUAUUUCACAUACGGCAUUGACAGCUCUCCUCUUAACUUCUUUUUGGAGUUUUCGAAGGCGGAUGGAAAUUUCAAUGUGCCCAUGUUCCAGAUGGGAGUUUCGGGCCAUUAUAUUGAACUAGAGGGUGACGCUGAAAGCUUGGAGUUCGCAUCCACAUUCCCAUCCUUUGGAAUUCUAGCCACGUGGCCUGUGCUAUACCAACGAUAUAUUUUUUAAAAAUAUUUUGUAAACAUCUAUCUACAAAUAAAUGUCUUGCAGUAAA